CCAUGUAAAAGCGAGGAGCGGCUGGCUUGACCGCAGUUUUCCUCGGUACGUGUUGUGUUGCUUUGUCUUCCAAUAUCAAUAGUCUACUUGUUCCAUCUUCCGCAAUUUAGAGACGAUGGGGCUCUCUGAUAAAUGCCCCGAUCUGAAAACACGAUGGGACAGGAUUUUGGAGGUGUGUGUGCCAUGUCCUCGGAAGCCAGGACAUGAAGUCAACCCUAACUGUGGCUUUGAUGAUUACGGAGGGAGACACGCUCCCCCUAUCACACCGUGCAAACCCGAUACGUUUAAUGAUGACAGCAGUGCGUACUGUAAACCUUGUGCCUUGUGCCCCCAUGGUUUUAUUAUUUCAAGCCCAUGCAACUCAACUAUCGACACCAAGUGCGAAGAAACAAGACACCCGGGGACCGAAGUUCCAGUCAAUAAUCAGACAAGUCAAGGACCCACUUCAUCACCAAAUGCAACAUCUUUUCAUAGUGCAUUGUGGACAGUCCCAUUGGCUAUCCUUGUUAUGGUUGUAGUGUUUUCUGCUUACAUCUUUUACAUGAAACGGAAAAAGGGUCAGAACACAGUCAUGAAUUACAGCAGAAGAUCAUCAUACAUUAAAGCAGGCUUCACUCCACUUUCUGCCGAAGCCUUAAACAAUGAUCUGAAGGAUGUUCUGAGUCCUAAUGUCAUGUCAGCACCGUUACAGACGGUCCUGGACAACCUGGAUGUUUUGGAAGAUCUGGUGAUUUUGUUGGAUCCAGAAAGCCAUGGAGUGAAAAACACCAAACAUCUGGCUUCUCAUUGCUCCUUCACCUCCACCUGGAUCACUUACACCUACUCAAUGAAGGACAGUAAGAGCCCUCUGAAAGCUGUGUUGGAGGGGGUCACCAGCAGGCACCCUGACUGGACUGUGGGGCACCUCGCCAAGCUGCUCAGACAGAUGGAGCGCAACGAUGCCAUCGCUGUCCUCGCCAAAAUCAGACUGAGUGAGAUGGACGUGUAGCAAUGUUUCCACCUGUAAAGACUUUGCUUGCACGUUUUAUUUUCUCUGAUCAGUUCUGUUAGAUUUAAAACAGUCGAUGUUUACCAAAUCACAUAUACAUGUGCACUUCCUGAAAACAUCAGAAGUAAUUCAAAGGACAAAUGAUGGGGUCCUGGUUUGAUGAAGAAAGAGUUAAAAAAAAAAGAAACUACAUAAUGAUGUGGCUCUGGAUUAGCUUGCCAAAGUUAGGACAGCUAUAACUUCCACUCAAAGUGGUGCAGUUAACUCUGGCUUGGCUCCAUAUUUUCAACAGAAAGCUUAUGAAAAAACAACUUACAUUUAAAAAGCCAAGACUGAAAAUCCCUCCCUCGUUCAGACACAAAGGGGGCCAAAUUCUUCCAAUAUGAUGCUCAUGGUGGGAAGCUCACAAACUAAUGAUAAACUGCUUUGAUUCAAGUUUGAAAAUCAUAUAAACCUAAGCUAACAACUGAUCAUUAGCCCACUUCUUAGUGAAAAUAAGGAGGGACAUCAUGAUAUAUUCAAGGCAAAACAUGUUUGAUAAUCCUUCAGUUGUUAACAACUUUCAACCACACACUGUAUACCUAAAAAUACCAAGUGACAGUUACAAAACAUAACAGAGCUAAUGUUAAUGUGAGCACGUCAGCAGAAAGGUUAGGUAGGGGUUAGUUUGAUGCUAACGGUAGCUGUUAAUAGCCAAAGAGUCUUAACACAUUUGUGAACUCACGAGGGCAACUAAUUCUUCUAUUUAGUGAGUAGGUUGUGACUCCAGACACAACUUCAAAGCAGGUAUUAAUGAAAGAGUCUUUCAAGUUGCCUUAUGGGAAGUGUAGGAUUCAGUGUUUUUGGAACCCAUCAAAUACAAGAGACUAGAAGUAAGGUCAGUCCAUUCUUUGAGUAGCUUUAGAGGUUUAUACUUACAUGACUGAAAGAACAAAAGCACACGGAUCCUUCAGGCUUUCAAAUGAUUUUACACAUAAACAGAUGAAGAAAUGUAUCACCGCUGUAUUAAACCUCUUUUUUUUUUUUUUUACUUUGGUUGCAUUGAAAAUU
Messenger RNA from Labrus bergylta (ballan wrasse), 2038 nucleotides. RefSeq names its product IGF-like family receptor 1 (gene igflr1). Gene Ontology annotation, molecular function: protein binding. Gene Ontology annotation, cellular component: plasma membrane. Lineage: Eukaryota; Metazoa; Chordata; Actinopteri; Labriformes; Labridae. The record is from RefSeq and is a predicted model, not a curated record. Gene Ontology annotation, biological process: signal transduction.